CGUCCAGCAGCUGAUCGGUAAUCCAGAAGAAGUUUCCCCUCAGUUAGGGGGGAGCUCCACUUUGAAGCAGGAGACUCCACAACCACCCUGCAUUAAAAAGGAAGAGGAGGAACUCUGCAUCACUCAGGAGGGAGAGUGUCUUCUAGGACGAGAGGAAGCUGAUUACACCAAGUUUCCACUGAGUAUUCUCUCUGUGAAGACUGAAGAUGAUGAAGAGAAACCACAAGUAGACAACUUCUUAGCUCCACUGUCAGAUAGUGAGGCUGAAGACGACGUUGAAGAACCUUUGAGCAGCGAUACAGACUGUGAAGGUGAUAUGAGGACUCACAUUGACAACAAACAUUCUGAAUGCUCUUCAAAGAAGAGAGGUAAAAAAUGUUUGAGCUGCUCAGUUUGUGCUAAAAGCUUUUCUGUUAAGAGGUAUUUGACUGAACACAUGAGAACACACACAGGGGAAAAACCAUUUAUUUGUUCAGUUUGUGGCAAAAGUUUUUCUCAAAAUAGCCAUUUGACUCGACACAUGAGAACACACACAGGAGAAAAGCCAUUUAAUUGUUCAGUUUGUGGCGUAUCCUUUUUUCAAAAUAGCCAUUUAACUCUACACAUGAGAACACACCCAGGAGAAAAAACAUUUAAUUGUUCAGUUUGUGGCAAAAGCUUUUCUGUUAAGAGGAAUUUGACUCAACACAUGACAACACACACAGGAGAAAAUUCAUUUAAUUGUUCAGUUUGUGACAAAAGCUUUUCUCGAAAUAGCUCUUUGACUGAACACAUGAGAACACACACAGGUGAAAAACCAUUUAUUUGUUCAGUUUGUGGCAAAAGUUUUUCUCGAAGUAGCCAUGUGACUCAACACAUGAGAACACACACAGAUGAAAAACCAUUUAAUUGUUCAGUUUGUGGCAAAAGCUUUUCUCAAAAUAGCCAUUUGGCUCAACACAUGAGAACACACACAGGUGAAAAACCAUUUACGUGUUCAGUUUGUGGCGAAAGUUUUUCUCAAAAUUGCCAUUUGACUCAACACAUGAGAACACACACAGGUGAAAAAAUAUUUAAAUGUUUAGUUUGUGGCAAAAGUUUUUCUCAAAAUUGCCGUUUGACUCUACACAUGAGAACACACACAGGUGAAAAAACAUGUAACUGUUCAUUUUGUGGCAAAAUCUUUUAUCGAAAUUUGUCUUUGACUCAACACAUGAGAACACACACAGGUGAAAAACCAUUUAACUGUUUGAUUUGUGGUGAAAACUUUUCUAUUAAGAGCCGUUUGACUGAACACAUGAGAACACACACAGGUGAAAAACCAUUUAGUUGUUCAGUGUGCUGUAAAAGGUUCACACGUAAUGCAGACGCAGUAAAACACAUGAGAACACACAAGGGAAAAUAAUCAAUUAGCUGUUUAGGUUGUGGUAUGUUGCUCAUAUGUGGUGACAUCCACCCUACCCAGGACCUCCUCACUGCUUCUUUCACAAAUAUCUGAGGUAUUCAACAAACUUACAUUAUUUGGAGCAUAAUCGUAUCUACUCAUGACACCAUGUCUUGUCUGUAUCUGAAACCUUCCUGAACAGUAAGAUAGAUGAUGCUUCAAGUGCUUGGUUACUCCUUCUUCAGUCCAGGGACCUGGGGCCUCAUGUGUCAAGUUUGUGCACGCUCAAAAACCUGCACUACACCCUUUUUCACUGCAAAGUUGAGAUGUAUCAAAACUGAUGUUGACGCAUAAGUGAUGCUGGGUAACUGUUUGCAUAACAAACUGCCAACUUUUACUCCUCAGACUGAUUGAUGUGCAAAUCAGAGACAUAUGAACAAUUAACCCCCAACACCCACAACCCAACCCCCACCUCCCUCGACAUUCGGGCAUAACAGGUUCAAUCCGGCCCGCGAGAUGAGUUUGCAAAGUUUAAAAUUCAGCUGCAUUUUUUAAGGAAAUAAACUGCUGUUCUAAAUGUGUCCACUGGAUGUCGCAAUAACAAUUCUUUUAGACAAGCAAAUAGUUUAUACCGGGGCGAGCAAGUAUACCAAGCAAGAGGUACACGGUAAAGCGGGGCUGUGACUCCUCCCCCUCCACCCAACGUAAAACAGGAGUAAAAUAAGCAAUCAGUAACGCCACUUAAAAUGCAGCAUGAGACACUGCACACUGAUAUAGUUCUGUGAAAAUGAUUGUCUUCUGUGCAAAUGUAAAGAAAGUGAACAGUGUGUGAUUUACUGCAAUACUGUCAGUCUUUUAACUUUUUAAUUGUGCUUUGUUGAAAAUUUUCACACAUUGCACAGCUUUUAUUUUUCUAUCAAUACACAUUAUGUCUAGAAGACAGGAAGUAACUCAACACUCUUGAAUAGUUUCUACCUCAGUUUGUAUGGUUUGUUGAGUUAGCACA
This is a messenger RNA of Entelurus aequoreus (snake pipefish), 2369 nucleotides long. RefSeq names its product zinc finger protein 135-like. The coding region runs from base 317 to 1384 and encodes 355 amino acids. Gene Ontology annotation, cellular component: nucleus. Gene Ontology annotation, molecular function: DNA-binding transcription factor activity, RNA polymerase II-specific; RNA polymerase II transcription regulatory region sequence-specific DNA binding. Gene Ontology annotation, biological process: regulation of transcription by RNA polymerase II. The transcript has a single exon. The record is from RefSeq and is a predicted model, not a curated record. Lineage: Eukaryota; Metazoa; Chordata; Actinopteri; Syngnathiformes; Syngnathidae.